AUGCUCAAGAAUGCGGCGAAGCAGCGGAUCAGGAGGAUGGUUGCCCCAAAAAAGAAAAGGAGUGACCUCGAGGCUCCUGCCUGGAUGAGGGAUCGCUGGAACAAAGGCACUGCGGAGAAGGAUGAAAUGGCGGAUGUCCUGCAGCAGGUCAACUGGUCCAAGGAGAGGUUCAUCAGCGAGCUCUACAGGAUCAUAGUCAAGAAGGUUGUCAUUGAGAUUGCGAAAGACCAGGGCUGGUAUAGCGAAUGCCAGAUGAAGUCUGAAUUGAAGUGGUCUUCGCAAAGGAUCUCGGGUGCAGUUGCCAUGUGCAACAAAACCCCGGCUACGCACAUUCGGUCGGCUUGGCUGCGAUUAUUGUAA
Messenger RNA from Symbiodinium pilosum, 360 nucleotides. Lineage: Eukaryota; Dinophyceae; Suessiales; Symbiodiniaceae. The record is from the annotation of a GenBank genome assembly.